Molecule: messenger RNA, 1260 nt
Organism: Zea mays
Lineage: Eukaryota; Viridiplantae; Streptophyta; Magnoliopsida; Poales; Poaceae
Product: ribosomal protein S11 containing protein
Exons: 3
Coding region: 271-1029 (252 amino acids)
Biological process (GO): translation
Cellular component (GO): ribosome
Molecular function (GO): structural constituent of ribosome
Source: RefSeq, marked validated
CCCGGUUGGGCUUCAACUAGAAAAUAAAAAAUAACCCAUCUCAUCUCAGCCCAACCACACUGAUCCACCACCCUCCCUCUAGUUGAGAUACUGCCGCCGCCGCCGCCCCGCCCAACGCCAGGUGCCGAGGCCUUCGCCGGCGAAGAGCGCCGACCGGGUAUUCACACCCCCUUCUCUUCCCUGGCUGCUAUGCAAAAGACCGAGCGCCUACUAGCUUACUUCUAAUUUUGUUCUUCUUGUGUCUGAAGUACGAGAUCGAGGAAGACGGCCAUGUUCUCAUCCGCCCGCCUUGCCCUACGCCGAGCUGCCUCUCUUGGGGCGGGCCUCUGCCGCGCCGCGGAGGAUCCCUUUUCGCGAAGGUUUCUCCAUGGGCAGCUCCUCCCACGUUCCUUUGCCUCAGAUGCAUCGGGACACAACAGGGGUUUCCCACCUUCUGGGUCUGGAGUUGUUGCAGAUACGGAUCCACGUCAGAAUUUUAACAGAUCUGGUUUUGUGUCUCAAGAUAUUCGUGCUAAGACACAGGUCAACUUCAACAACACAGAUAAUGGAGCGGCGAUGUCUGGGACACCCCGUGGCCAGAACCCUUUCAGCUCAAGGGAGGGCUUCACAGUCAACCUCCGCACCUUUGCCAUGGACCACGAACAGUAUUCCAAGAAGAGAGCUUUCGUCCACGUCCUACUGAAGAGAAAGAAGACCUUCGUGACGGUGACAGACUCCAGCGGGAACAAAAAGACGGGUGCCUCCGCCGGCUGCUUGGAGGACAGGAAAGGACGGUCCCGUCUCUCCCGAUACGCUUCCGAAGCGGUCGCGGAGCAGGUCGGACGGUCCGCCAGGAAGAUGGGGUUGAGCUCCAUCGUCAUGAAGGUGAAAGGGGCUUCGUUCUUCAAGAAGAAGAAGAAGGUGAUCCUGAGCUUCAGAGAAGGGUUCCGAGGCGAAAGGGUGAGGGACCAAUCUCCUAUCAUGUACAUCCACGACGUGACCCAGCUUCCUCACAAUGGGUGCCGGCUCCCCAAGCAGCGCCGGGUGUAGUUUCGGAGUGGACUGGAACUAGAGCUGGGUUUAAAGAAAGAACCGGGGAAGUGUCGGAGGUGAUUUUCGGAAACUUAACGUAAUCGUUGUGUUGUUGGCCUAGUUGAUGUAAUAAUAUGGACAUGUGUUUUGGGCAAAUCUACCCUUGUUCUUGUAUUGUAUGGAAGCAACUUACUCGCUCGAUGAGUUAUAGACAAUUCUGCGUAAUAAUGCUGUUGAGUUCUGAAAUGU